This is a messenger RNA of Manihot esculenta (cassava), 1596 nucleotides long. Its product is annotated as ATP synthase gamma chain, chloroplastic. The transcript has a single exon. Gene Ontology annotation, biological process: proton motive force-driven ATP synthesis. Gene Ontology annotation, molecular function: proton-transporting ATP synthase activity, rotational mechanism. Gene Ontology annotation, cellular component: chloroplast thylakoid membrane. The record is from RefSeq and is a predicted model, not a curated record. Lineage: Eukaryota; Viridiplantae; Streptophyta; Magnoliopsida; Malpighiales; Euphorbiaceae. The coding region runs from base 201 to 1331 and encodes 376 amino acids.
CCAAGCAAUCUCCAACGGUCAAAAUCCUUAUCCCAAAACCUCAUCCUUUCCCUCCUCUUCUCUCCACUCAUUUCCCCUCUCUUUUCAUCCAUACCAUAAACCAUUAACCAGAAAAAAAGAUAAGGCACUCGCAAGAACAGCAGCCAGAUCUCUCUUCUCUUUGAUCUCUGGCUUGAGCUACAGGAAAUUUCAUUACCACCAUGUCUUGCUCGAAUCUGACAAUGUGGAUGUCCUCAAAACCAUCUCUUUCCGACACCUCUUCACUAUCUUUUUGCUCUUCUCUCAACCCUUUUCAGCUUCCUACUCACACUUCAUCCAGCAGCAACACCCCAAGAUCCUCUUCUGUAACCCCAAUUCACUGUGGUCUCCGUGAGCUUCGAAGUCGUAUAGAUUCAGUGAAGAAUACACAGAAGAUCACCGAAGCCAUGAAGCUUGUCGCUGCUGCAAAGGUGAGGAGAGCACAAGAAGCUGUUGUUAAUGGUAGGCCUUUCUCUGAAACUCUUGUAGAAGUUCUUUACAACAUUAAUGAACAGCUCCAAACUGAGGACAUAGAUGCGCCUCUCACCAAAAUUAGGCCAGUCAAGAAAGUCGCUCUAGUUGUUUGUACUGGUGAUAGAGGUCUUUGUGGAGGUUUCAACAACAAUAUUAUAAAAAAAGCAGAAGCUAGAAUUGCAGAAUUGAAGGGGCUUGGACUUGAUUACACAGUCAUUAGCGUUGGAAAGAAGGGUAACUCUUAUUUUGUAAGGCGGCCUUAUAUUCCAGUUGAUAGGUUCCUUGAGGGAACCACUCUGCCUACAGCUAAAGAGGCUCAAGCAAUAGCAGAUGAUGUAUUUUCACUCUUUGUUAGUGAAGAAGUUGACAAGGUGGAGCUUUUAUACACGAAAUUUGUGUCACUGGUUAAGUCUGAUCCCGUUAUACAUACCUUGCUUCCACUUUCACCAAAGGGAGAGAUUUGUGACAUUAAUGGGAACUGUGUUGAUGCUGCCGAAGAUGAAUUCUUCAGGUUGACAACAAGAGAAGGGAAAUUAACUGUAGAGAGAGAUGUUGUUAGGACUCAAACGGCAGAUUUCUCUGCAAUUUUGCAGUUUGAGCAGGACCCAGUUCAGAUUCUUGAUGCCUUAUUACCUCUAUAUUUGAAUAGUCAGAUUUUGAAGGCAUUGCAGGAAUCACUAGCCAGUGAGCUUGCAGCUAGGAUGAGUGCUAUGAGCAAUGCAACUGAUAAUGCAGUCGAAUUGAAGAAGAACCUUUCCAUUGUUUACAACAGGCAGCGCCAGGCAAAAAUUACUGGAGAGAUAUUGGAGAUUGUUGCAGGUGCUGAUGCAUUAGUCUAGGAAUCUGUGGUUGCACAAUUCUGAUUCUCUCUGGGUAAAUUCAUGGGUAUCCUAUUAUUCAUUCAAAUAUGCUUGUCUUAAUAACGGUUAUGAGAUAGGACAUAUUUUUUUCUUCCAUUGUAAUUCUCAAACUGCUCAUAAAACACUCAACCCUGAGAACUGCAAUGUAAAAUUGAGCAUUCUCCUUAUCUUUGUACCUCAGCUUUUUCCCCUGAUAUAUAAUACUACUUGUAUUGCCUGAUUAUAUGUAAGUGAUCUUUGUCAA